CGAACUUUGUGUACCUUACUAAUAGACGCAAAACAAGAACCGAAGUUUUGCGUAAGGUCCAAACACACUCCUCUCUCCCUCUUUCAUUUUUCCCUAUAUAUCGUCUUUCUUUUAUUUAUUUCUCAACAAUUCCCCCUAUAUUCUUUCCUUUUAUUGCCUUCUGAUUUCAUUAAUCCAACGAUAGGAUGCCCACAUAACCUACCCCCAGUGAUCUCAACCGUUACAUUAGCUUUGUGUUUCAGCAAGCUUUAUACACACACACAAACACACACCCCUGUCCUCUUGCCAUUUCCUUUGUCCAAUUUGUCGAUAUAUCUUAAGCAUCUUUUUUAUUUUCUCUGAACCGUCCACGGCCCGCGCCACCUUCCCUCCUUGGCAUCCACGUUGUUUUCUCUUGGUGCCUCCGUUGCUACACCGGUCCUUCCUGAUAAUGGAAAUGCUGGUACCACCGUGGCUUGAAUCACUAUUAUCGACUGCAUUCUUCACCAUUUGCCCCAGGCAUAGAGAUGCCCCACGUAGCGAAUGCAACAUGUUCUGCCUUGAUUGCAAUACCGAAGCCUUUUGCUUCUAUUGCCGAUCAACUCGACACAAAGAUCAUUCUGUUAUUCAAAUCAGAAGGUCAUCGUAUCAUGAUGUUGUUAGGGUUGCUGAGAUUCAAAAGGUUUUGGACAUUACUGGAGUUCAAACUUACGUUAUAAACAGUGCUAGAGUUCUUUUCCUUAAUGAAAGACCACAGCCCAAGAGUAGCACUAGUAAAGGAGUCUCUCAUUUAUGCGAAAUUUGUGGGAGAAGUCUUUUGGAUCCCUUUCGUUUCUGUUCUCUAGGAUGUAAGCUUGUAAGAAUAAAGAACAAUGGAGAUGCCACCUUUAACUUGAGCACCAAGGACGAGGAAGGAGGGGAAAUAAGAGAAGGAAUGGGAAGAAGAUUGCCAUCAAAGGAAGAAGAAGAAUUGCGUGAAGGAAGCCAACAAGAUAUGCACACAAGCACGCUAACUCCUCCACAUUCCAAUUCAAGGAGGAGAAAAGGCAUCCCCCAUAGGGCACCUUUUGGGUCCUAAUUAUUGACCAGCCUCCUCAAUAAACUUCUUUUUAAGCUCUUCCAUUCUUCACAAGCCAGCACAUGCGGGAAGAUAAUAUCUGAAAGACAAAAUAGAUUAAUUUAAGGUGUAUCUUAUGGGCUGUGUUUUAAAGUUUUAACACAGAAAUAUAGUUGUAGUUUACAUUUAUUUAUUUAUUUAUUAUUAUUUCUUCUGGGGGGGUCCAAUAAUAAUGGUAGGAUUAAUGCUUGGGGAUAUGCAAUGGUGUAGAUGUUAUGUAUACACGCACGAACGGUUUUUUCACAUAAAGUAACCAAUUAACAACUCAGCCUUUUUAA
Populus euphratica (Euphrates poplar) is the source of this 1374-nucleotide messenger RNA. RefSeq lists its product as uncharacterized. The record is from RefSeq and is a predicted model, not a curated record. The transcript has 4 exons. Lineage: Eukaryota; Viridiplantae; Streptophyta; Magnoliopsida; Malpighiales; Salicaceae. The coding region runs from base 431 to 1057 and encodes 208 amino acids.